Momordica charantia (bitter melon) is the source of this 866-nucleotide messenger RNA. RefSeq names its product protein C2-DOMAIN ABA-RELATED 4. The record is from RefSeq and is a predicted model, not a curated record. Lineage: Eukaryota; Viridiplantae; Streptophyta; Magnoliopsida; Cucurbitales; Cucurbitaceae.
AAAGAAAUAUUAAAGGAAAAUCGAAGAGAAAAAAGGUCAUAAGAAAGACCUAUUCCAGAAAGAGUCGGUGGUAUAAAUAGAGGGGAGCGAGGGAAGACAUGCGGGAUUCACCAUCAUCGCCGAAGAGCGGUGGUCGGCUGUCGCUAAUGGAGAAUCUGCUCGGACUUCUCCGUAUUCGCAUCAUCCGUGGUGUCAAUCUCGCUGUUCGUGAUGUUCGUAGCAGCGAUCCUUAUGUCGUCGUCAAGAUGGGCAAACAAAAACUGAAGACUCGGGUGAUAAAGAAGGAUGUCAAUCCUGAAUGGAAUGAAGAUCUAACUCUUACUGUCAGCGAUCCGAAUCUUCCAAUUAAGCUGACUGUUUACGAUCACGACACAUUUACCAAGGACGAUAAAAUGGGACGUGCGGAGUUCGAUAUCAAAUCGUUCAUGGAAGCCCUGAAGAUGAACUUGAAAAAUCUUCCCAGUGAAACCAUAAUCACACGAUUGCUACCGAGCAGGCAAAACUGUCUUGCCGAAGAGAGCUGUAUUGUGUGGAAAAAUGGUAAGGUAGUCCAAGAUAUCUACCUCAGAUUGAAAAAUGUCGAAUGCGGGGAAGUCGAAAUUCAAUUACAGUGGAUUGAACUUCCAAAAUCCAAAGGCUAAAAGACGAUUCGGUUCAUCAACACCCCUCGCUAGCUAGUAAGGUCAUUCCACUCUCUAUGGUUUUCCUUCUUCAAGAUAUUUGUAUAGGAUUUCUAUCAUUCUUACGAUUCUAUGUAUCUUAGUCAGUCUAUAUUAUGCUUGAUUUGUAGCAUAUUAUGUAAGGAUGAUAGUCUCUUCGACUUCGGCUUCUAAUGAAUAUCUUGAAUAAGUUGAUUUUACUCUUGA